Molecule: messenger RNA, 867 nt
Organism: Lathyrus oleraceus (garden pea)
Lineage: Eukaryota; Viridiplantae; Streptophyta; Magnoliopsida; Fabales; Fabaceae
Exons: 5
Coding region: 1-867 (288 amino acids)
Source: RefSeq, a predicted model, not a curated record
AUGACUUAUGAUCUGACUGAUAAAGAUGAAAAUACUGUUGAGAAAAAGGAUCAAUCCAUUGACAUAGUAAAUAUAGAGGAUUUGGACUCUGAUGAUGUACCCAUCGGCCAAAGACUUGCUCCAGGAAUAGAUAAAAGAUCGAAGAACAGAAAAGGUCAAGCUAUUGAAUCCUCAAACAUGCCCUUUAAAUCUCUUAGGAAAAGAGCUAGUGACAUCGUUUCUACUUCCAGAAAGCAAGUAUAUGUGAAGAAGAUUCCAGCAAAUAUUCCUGAAGUUCCAAUUGACAACAUCUCCUUUCACUCUGUGGAGAAUGUUGAAAAAUGGAAAUUUGUUUAUCAAAGAAUAUUGGCACUAAUUCAUUGUGAACACUCUAAAGAAUGUGAUAACAAGAGGAGCAAGGAUUUUAGAAAAGUAGAGAUUACUACUAAACAAGUAAAGGAAUGGCCAAGGAAAGGGAAGUUGUUCGCAAGUGCCUUGAGUGUGAAGUAUGUUGUACUUCACAGAAUUGAAGCUGCUAAUUGGGUUCCUACCAAUGACACCUUCAGCAUUGCUACAGGUCUAGAUCCAAUAGCUUUUCCCCCAUUGAUAUGUGGGGUUAUCCUGAGUCAACACUCAAGUAUCCUAAUCAGUUCUGACAAUAUCUACAAAAGAGACCCUCCUCUCUCAUUACAUUUUAGGUUGUUCACUGGGAAACAUGUUCCAUACAUUGUCUUGACAUCUACACAAACAUCUUAUAGUCCUACUACUAGAACAUGCAUCCUUGCUGAGCUAAAAGAUUCCUGCAAGACCUUGGAUGAAACUAUCAAAAGUUAUACUAAGCGGAAAAGCAAGAUUAAAAUGUUGAUAAAGGCCUUGUCUAAAGAAUAA